Messenger RNA from Cajanus cajan (pigeon pea), 1180 nucleotides. RefSeq lists its product as uncharacterized. The record is from RefSeq and is a predicted model, not a curated record. NCBI's taxonomy places the organism in Eukaryota, Viridiplantae, Streptophyta, Magnoliopsida, Fabales, Fabaceae.
AUUAAUAUUAUGCUUCCAUCAACUAACAUACUCAUUCCACAAACUGGUUAUGGCUCUUCUAUAACCUUGUUAUUUUACCAAACCAUCAUUGUGUGAAUUUAGCCAUAUACACGUACAAACACACAUACAAUGGGAACUGCUCAUAGUAGUCACACUAACCUUGGAACCGCAUGUACAUCUUAUGAUGCUGGAUCCACAGGUACCAUAGCACGUUGGGGUGACUCUUUCGAAGUUUGCAUGGGCUUCAGCAAAGAAAACGACCACACAGAAGUUUGGGGCGUGAAAUACAAAACAAGUCAUCACAGACACCAUUGUGGUUUUCAUCUCAAGGCAAGCCGCGACAACAACGGUGUUGAGAAAUUGUAUUUCGGAUUAGGCGAUUUUUCUGAAAACAAAAUGGAACUCGCUUUGAGAAUCACAAGGGUUGGUCUUGAUGGUCUUCGUGGAGGGAUAAGUGGCAUCGAUUCUAGAACCCCCCCAAUGUUCUUCACUAGGGCAAAACAAGACUACACAUUAGAGACAACUAUUGUUCCGUACGGUUGUUCCUUCAGAGACGGUCUUUUCGUUCUCGAAAUGAAGAAAAAAUUUAACUCCGACCAUGCCUACAUGGUGACUAUGGCACACUAUUAUGUGACCAAAGAUGUUGGUCUUUCUGUGGAGGCCAAAAUUCGACUCAGGAAACACUGUUUCGAUGUUGAAGUGGAGGGUCCUAUCAACCACCCUAGUGAUGAAUUGCGUAAGGUAAUUGUCAAAACGCGUCGUACUGGUAUAUGGUCGCGUAGUGCGUGUUCUCAUUGUAAUGUUGGAGCUAAGACUAGCUCUGGUGGUGCCAAAAGUGGAGAAUCCAAUAAUUCGUCGUUGAAGGCUCAAGCGAGUCUUCAGAAUGGGCACGAAAAGGUAGGUGAAAUCGUUAACCGUGUUUUCUUGAGCGGUGUCACGGAGCAACACAACACAGGACUUAUCAAUUCAAGUGGAUACACCACGGGUUCUCUGAAUAAUUCUAUUAUAUUUGUGCGUUGUAAUUUUUAAAUUCUUGAUUUGGAAAUUGUGUAAUAUUGUCGAAUGGUUCAAUUGUUCAAAAUGAUUGACUAUUAGGUGAAACAAAAUCUUGGAACAGGGGUGAUGUUUGUAAAGGGAGGGAAUAACAAUUAUACACUGCAUAAAUUGUAUCUUUACUUUU